GGCAAAUAGUAUCAAUGGUAACUGAAAUGAAACUGAAUAUAAUGGUAAGUGGGAAAUUCUGAAGAAAAGCCGAAUUGGACUAAAUAACAUUACAUAAAUGUCACGUGGAAUACUGCAGACGAUUUAGGGACCAUUUUCACUUAAAGAUCAUGACUUGUAUCUUGACUCUUCUGCAUGUUACAAGAAGGCCGAUAUUUUGCAAGCGGACCUGUGUGACAUCCCAUCUCACAGCACUGCAUAGCACGCUCCCUAAGAGUGAGACGCAGGGGCCAGGAAAUGAGAAUGAGUCCUUGUUGGAGAACCUGACAACCCUAGGGGUAGAUGUGAGGAUGGUUCGUCGGCGGCAGCCCGGUGUCUUGAAGAGGUUUGCCACCAAUGAACAUGGGCUGACGCACUUUUUGCAGAGUAAGGGCGCGAGUCAGGAGAUGGUGGCCAGCAUCAUCUCCCGCUUCCCACGGGCCAUCACACGUUCUGGGGAACACCUUGAGCAGCGCUGGGAGCUUUGGAGAAGGGUCUUCAAGAGUGACGGCGAGAUCGUGAACAUCCUGGCCCGCUCUCCCGAAUCCUUCUUCCGCUCCAGUGACAACGCCAACCUGAAGGAGAACAUCGUCUUCCUCGGCUCUCUGGGCCUCUGCUCCAAAGACCUGUAUCGUUUGCUGACCACAGCUCCACGUACCUUCUCCAACAGCCUGGAGCUCAACCAGCAGAUGGUGGAGUUGCUGAGGGACGUGUGCCUGAGCUUGGGGGGGAAGGAUCCGGACCAGUUUGUCAGGGCUAUCAUCUCCAGGAACUCGUACGUCCUCAUCCGAAGCACCAAGCGCAUCAAAGGCAACGUCAGCUUCCUGCAGGAGACUCUCGGCCUGAGCAGCUCGAAGCUGCUGGAGCUGCUGCAAGGCCAAGGUGCGGAGGUCCUCGACCUCUCCAACGAGUAUCUCCUGAACAACUUCAGGGACAUCCAGCAGAAGCUGCUCUCCCUGGGCUGCAGCCAAGACGAAGUCAAAACUCUGGUCGUCAAAUACCCUCCGGUGCUGUACAUUUCUCGGGAGAACCUGAGGAAUAAAAUAGACUGUCUGCAGGAUGGGAGUGUAAAUAUCAAACAGAUAAUACAAAAGCCCAAGGUGUUGGAAUUUAGUAUGGACAAUCUCAAGAGACGCUUGAAAGAACUGCAGGAAAUAGGCUAUGAUUUUGAGAAGAAUGGCAUUGGCAUUUUAGACUCCAGUCAACGCCGAUUUGAUGCUAAGUUAUUACGCCUUUCUGGGCAAUAGGUUACAUAAAAAAAAAAAAUUUAUAGUGUAAAAGCAUAUAUUGCACUAUCCAACUAUUGAAGGAGUGAGAUCUUUAACCUUUUUUGUGUACAGUACUUAAUAAUACAUAAGGACUGAUGUGUAGUUUAAAACGCAGUUUUUAUUUUAAAUACUUAAAAAUAUUUAAAAUAUUCUCCCCUUCUCUUUAAAAUAAAGGCUAACGGUAUGGAUUGACCUUCCAAUAAUAUGCAUAAACUUUUUAGCUGUUUUCCAAAUGCAUUUGUUAGAAGUAACCAGAAGGUGGCAGCAGAGAUCACACAAACGGCUUACCCUGCUCGCCAUGCCCAUUCUGUCUUGCUCAAAUAUGGUGGUCCUUGCUAGAGUCAUGCACUUGAGGACCCUGGGAUCAGUCAUGGGUCACCACUAGGGUAGUGUUUACAGUGUUUUAAAGGGAGUGGUUUCCCAACCGAUAAGUGGUCACGUAUCCUUACAGACUGAGUUAGUGAGGGAAAAUCUCACUCCACAGUUUUAUAGGCUGCUGCCGUAACUCUCCUUCUCAGACAUCUGGAACCGCUCAUCCAGAUCAGAAAAUCUAGCAGAGCAGCUGAAAUGUCUCCUGCAUUGUUUUAUAUGGUGUAGAUUUUACAAGUCAUUUAGUAUCCGGACUAUAUUUAGAAACUGUUAAACUCUCCUUCCAGGCCGUGGAUUUUUCAGGUCUGGGAUUUAAUCUUUACAGUGCCCACUUGAGAAUCUGCCACAUUUCUUGGGCUGUAAUGCAUUAAAAACAAUAAUGUAGCUUCUUUCACUGCAGCUUAUUUAAACCGGAUGAUCUUGAAACUCAAAUGACACCGAAAGUGGGUAACUGUCUAUUAAACCCACCUUAAACAGAAAAGUGAUUUUUCACAUUUUACAGGAUUUGCUGGAAAUUAAAUCCAUGAAAGAAUACUAUUCUAUUCCCUUUUUUUCCCUGGCAGUGCCUCUAUUUGAAGGAAUGAGACUAAAUGUUUUGCCUGCCAGUUUGGGAUACAUCAAAGCGUGCAUGCAGCUCAGAGAUGAAUGUUAUUCAGUGUCCUGCAGUGCAUGGGAACAUAAGCACUUUGUGUGUGUUAGUCUUUUGGUCUUUACCUGAAAUUUUAAAGAGGAUAAUUUAAUAGGAAAAAAUAUUGCAUUCAGACACUAAUCCAAUAUUUGAUAAAAACAACAGGCAUUACACACAUAGGGAUUUAGGUUAAAUCUCUCCCAGCUUCGUCUUAUGGUUCGGAGUGAGUCAUGCCCUUUCUUCUUGGCUUUUUUUAGGUUGUUUUUGAAUCACUAGCAGAUAGCAGGACUUUGACAGGACUGCCGAAGGGCAUCUACUUCCUGUCCCUACUGUCCACUUCCUCCUGAGGUCACUCAGGUGUUGCCCUAGGCCUCUGGUUUUGAUCUUCCGAUUGGCUACUGCAUUUAUUCUGUGUACCGCCCGACUUUCAAUGCCACCGAGUAUUUCACGUGAAUUAUAAACCUGUGACACCCCAACCAGGAAAAGCGGUUAGAUGGAUGCAUGGAACUGCCACCUAUACCUCCGAUAAAUACCUUUUCCUGCUGUAUAUUUGUCUGCCAUGCAUCUUCUCUCCAUCAAUACAGGCUUGGUUUCUUCAGGUCAAUAUCACUACUUCAAAGGUUGACUAGAAAAAUGUCCUGCCUGCCUGACCGACCAUCUUAUCAUUCUUUUUCAUUUUAUUUAUUAAUUGUGUGUGUGUGUGGGGGUGAAUAAUUGGUCCUCAGUAUUUUUUUCUGCAAACCAACAAAUCCUCUGUUCAAAGGCUGAGAUCAAUGCAGAAGAAAAGUUGUUGCUAAUUGGAUGGUAGAGGAGGUGAGGAUGAAAUACUGAUGUACUGCUGUCUAGAUGAUGACAUACGCUAUUGUGAAUGCAGAACCCUGCCACUGGACCCAAUAAUGUGGUACAGCACAGGGCAGACGUGCGAUGUUACGUUUAAAGCGCUAUGCCCAUCUGACCCUGCAGGAUACACCAAUGCCAGUAACAGUGCGUGCCAGGAAAAUCCGUAAUCUACCUGUUUUUUUUUCAGGGGACGUUAACCAGGGGCGUCUGAAGGGCAUUGGGAACCCAGCACUUUACAGGGGCCCCGAAUUAGAAAAAAAAUUGUAGCCACACUCCUGGGCAUAGCCAUUAAAAAUGCUAAUGCUAACUUGCCGUCCAAAGUGUAUCCUUGCUAAGCUGUCCAUCUGUGUAGAGGGAUAUGAAAGGAACUGAAUAAAACCUGGCAGUUGUUCUCCACAGCAUGCAGGCCAUAGUCUUUGUUUUGUUCUGUAUCAUCCAUCACCAAAAUAAGCAAGAUGCCAGGAGAGUGUGCUUCUCUCUGUUCUUAGGUGUCACAUUUACAGGGGUUGCUGUGGGUUUGAAAGUAAAAAAAAAAAAACUGGCUGAGUGUUUCUUUU
Brienomyrus brachyistius is the source of this 3680-nucleotide messenger RNA. RefSeq names its product transcription termination factor 1, mitochondrial. Gene Ontology annotation, cellular component: mitochondrial matrix. Gene Ontology annotation, molecular function: double-stranded DNA binding. Lineage: Eukaryota; Metazoa; Chordata; Actinopteri; Osteoglossiformes; Mormyridae. Bases 150 to 1265 code for a protein of 371 amino acids. The transcript is spliced from 2 exons. Gene Ontology annotation, biological process: termination of mitochondrial transcription; regulation of DNA-templated transcription. The record is from RefSeq and is a predicted model, not a curated record.